AUGGCAGAUGAAGAUGCUUGUCUUCAGUUAAAAAUUCAUGGAAUUAUACAAAUGAAUGACAAGAAAAGUCUUGAAGAAGUGGGUCUCGAAGAUGGCGCAAUUUUAGAAUUUAGUCGAUUACAUAAUGGUGUAUGGGAACCUUUUGAAUCUGAAUCAUAUCCUGAAUCUAAUGAAUCUUAA
Pneumocystis murina B123 is the source of this 180-nucleotide messenger RNA. RefSeq lists its product as hypothetical. The transcript has a single exon. NCBI's taxonomy places the organism in Eukaryota, Fungi, Ascomycota, Pneumocystomycetes, Pneumocystales, Pneumocystaceae. The coding region runs from base 1 to 180 and encodes 59 amino acids. The record is from RefSeq and is a predicted model, not a curated record.